AGGAUCUCUGUCCUUAAUGUGUUUUACUAUGAGAGUUAAGAACAACCCUACUAGUCGAACAAUACCCUAUACCUUGAGCGGUUGUGUGAGGGCAGCCUGUUGAAAUCCUUGCUUAGUGUAUACUAAGUUGAUCUUCUGUAUAUGAAGUCCAGUUACAGGAAGCAUCUCUUUUCUGAGAGUAAUGAAGAUUCAAGUAGUAGUGCCAGUGAUCGAUCUUGGACCAGUAACCAAAAGAAGAAGUCCCUGAUACCGUAUCCUAGCAGAAGACAAAAGACCAGAGUCAGAAGCAGUGGAAGAAUUUUGCCACUUUUCUCUCUUGGCAGUGCCAGCGAUCGUGAGAAAAACCAGAAGGACACAUCCAGUCAGAAUGCCGCACCAGCAGAAAUUCCUGAAACAAAAUUGCAGGGGAGUCCUGCCACCGUAAUUCCUGAAGAUUCUUCCCAGAGAACAGAAAGUCGAAGUCCCCAGCUACUGAGUGGGUUCUCCUCUUUAGAAAACUCAGAAACUGAAGACAAAACAUCUAAGAUUGGGAACCAAGAAUCAACAAUGGAAAAUACUAGCUUCAAACAUAAGCUGCAAAACAUGGAAGACAGAGGUAAGAGAAGGAUAAACUCAUUUUGCAGAAGGUAGUGAAAGUAAUCAGACCGUGGCAGAUAAAAGCACUGUGCAGAGUGACCAUGGCCAGGCCACAGGCCGAGCAGUGAGUGGCUUUCCCAGCUCCAAACGUUCACAAAAGUCCAGGGAGUAACUGGGGCUCUGCUUGGGAGCCAGACUCGCUAGUGCCGAGGCAGGGACGGUCCAGGACCUGGAUCCCAUCAGCCGUCCUCCUGCCCAGCAGGAGAGAGAGGCCCGGGGAGGGCGCUUUGCUGGGGAUGCCAACGCCAGAGCUCAUCUCAUCCCCACAUAUGUAGGUCACUUGCAAUUCAUAAGUAAUGUCCUAAGCAGUUAUGUGGCCAGGUUAUUAAUCAUUCUGAAUUAAUUUUCUCAGGGUGACAAUGGUAUGAA
Messenger RNA from Oryctolagus cuniculus (rabbit), 1005 nucleotides. Lineage: Eukaryota; Metazoa; Chordata; Mammalia; Lagomorpha; Leporidae. The record is from RefSeq and is a predicted model, not a curated record.